Molecule: messenger RNA, 678 nt
Organism: Striga asiatica
Lineage: Eukaryota; Viridiplantae; Streptophyta; Magnoliopsida; Lamiales; Orobanchaceae
Source: the annotation of a GenBank genome assembly
AUGGCAGCAGCUAAUUCUUCUCCCGCGGUUCUCCCGAUCUCGAACCCCCAAUUCGUCCCCGCCGCUGCCGACAACCAGCAAUUAUCCUCACCCGCCCCUCCCUCCGCUAUACGCUCAUUUUUCGCCGGCAUCUCCUCGACGGUGAGCGCCGGCCUCGCCCACCGCCGCCCCUGGCCGGAGCUCCUCGACCGCUCCGCCUUCUCCAAGCCCGAGUCCGUCUCGGAGGCCACCCUCCGCCUCCGUAAGAACUACACCUACUUCCGCACCAAUUACCUCGUUGUAAUAACCGCCGUCCUCGCCGUUUCCUUGCUGACGAAUCCGUUCUCCCUGAUCCUCCUCGCCGGCCUCCUCGCCUCCUGGCUGUUUCUCUACGUCUUCCGUCAGUCCUCAGAUCCGCCGAUCAACCUCUUCGGCCGUCAAUUUUCCGAUCGCGAGACGCUCCUCUUUUUAAUCGUCUCGACCGUCGUCGUGAUCUUUCUCACCAGCGUCGGAUCCGUCCUUGUGUCCGCCCUCAUGGUCGGCGUCGGAAUUGUCUGCUUGCACGGUGCUUUUAGGGCUCCGGAAGAUCUGUUCCUUGACGAGCAGGAGCAGCAGGGAGGUGUUCCAGGCUUCCUUUCUCUCUUCAUCAAUGGUGGUGCCCCCGUUGUCGCGCAGCCAUCUGUACCUGCUAGGGUUUGA